AUGGGGGAAGGGAUCAACAACGAUAAGGUGGUGUACUGUGAUGCAUUUAUGCUUGCCGCCUUUGCGGAGGCACGGGCGGCUCUCGCGGAGGGAGAAGUCCCUGUAGGUUGUGUUUUAGUGCCAGCGGAGGCGUCAUGUCCGGCCAAUGCAGGACGCUUAGAUGAUAAUAAUUCCAACAAUAGUGAAGCGUCGCUUGGGAGCCUCAUCGCGGCACGUGGACGCAAUGCCACUAACAAGGAGCACCACGCUCUUGCCCAUGCAGAGUUUGUGGCUGUGGAGGCAUUGUUGCGCGAUGCGGCAGAAAAGGGGCGGAAACCACCUGCAAGCCUUGCCGGGUAUGUUCUUUAUGUUGUGGUGGAGCCUUGUAUCAUGUGUGCCGCCAUGCUGCUGUACAACCGUAUCAAGAAGGUCUAUUUUGGGUGUGGCAAUCCUCGCUUUGGUGGAAACGGCACAGUACUCGCGGUGCAUGCGGCGAAAUCCACCAGCGCCCCUGCCUAUGAGAGUUGCGGGGGCCACCGAGCCGAAGAGGCGAUAGCGUUAUUGCAGGAGUUUUACAGCCGUGAAAACAGCGCUGCGCCUGACCACAAGCGAAGGCGGAAAGAUAUUUGA
Molecule: messenger RNA, 609 nt
Organism: Trypanosoma cruzi
Lineage: Eukaryota; Euglenozoa; Kinetoplastea; Trypanosomatida; Trypanosomatidae
Product: deaminase, putative
Exons: 1
Coding region: 1-609 (202 amino acids)
Biological process (GO): tRNA wobble adenosine to inosine editing
Molecular function (GO): zinc ion binding; tRNA-specific adenosine-34 deaminase activity
Source: RefSeq, a predicted model, not a curated record